UGCGACUGCGCGCACUCCGCCUCGCGCCUGCGCCUUUCUGGCAGCCCCCCCCCUCCCCGACCGGACAUAACGGUGCGCGCGCGGCUCCCCGGACCGGAAGUGGAGGCAAACUGUCGCGGGACGCGCCCGGCCUUGCUCAACGCCCGGCAGUCCCCGCCGUCGCCGCCGCCCUUGGCAGCUGCCGAGGCUUCCCGCAGCCGUCAUGUCCGCCAGCGCCGUCUACGUGCUGGACCUAAAGGGCAAGGUGCUCAUCUGCCGGAAUUACCGCGGCGAUGUGGACAUGUCAGAGGUGGAGCACUUCAUGCCUAUCCUGAUGGAGAAGGAGGAGGAAGGGAUGCUGUCGCCCAUCCUGGCCCACGGGGGAGUCCGCUUCAUGUGGAUCAAGCACAACAAUCUGUAUCUGGUUGCCACGUCCAAGAAGAACGCGUGUGUGUCGCUGGUGUUCUCCUUCCUUUAUAAGGUGGUACAGGUGUUUUCAGAGUACUUCAAAGAGCUGGAGGAGGAGAGCAUCCGUGACAACUUUGUCAUCAUCUACGAGCUGCUGGACGAGCUCAUGGACUUCGGCUACCCCCAGACCACCGACAGCAAGAUCCUGCAGGAGUACAUCACUCAGGAAGGCCACAAGCUGGAAACGGGGGCCCCAAGGCCUCCAGCCACCGUCACCAAUGCAGUGUCCUGGCGGUCUGAGGGCAUCAAGUACCGGAAGAACGAGGUGUUCUUGGACGUCAUCGAGUCCGUCAACCUCUUGGUCAGUGCCAAUGGCAACGUGCUGCGCAGCGAGAUCGUGGGCUCCAUCAAGAUGCGGGUCUUCCUGUCAGGCAUGCCCGAGCUGCGCCUGGGCCUCAAUGACAAGGUCCUCUUCGACAACACAGGCCGUGGCAAAAGCAAGUCCGUGGAGCUGGAGGACGUGAAGUUCCACCAGUGUGUGCGACUCUCGCGCUUCGAGAAUGACCGCACCAUCUCCUUCAUCCCUCCAGAUGGAGAGUUUGAGCUCAUGUCCUACCGCCUCAACACCCACGUCAAGCCCUUGAUAUGGAUCGAGUCUGUGAUUGAAAAGCAUUCCCACAGCCGCAUAGAGUACAUGAUCAAGGCCAAGAGCCAGUUCAAGCGGCGGUCAACGGCCAACAACGUGGAGAUCCACAUCCCCGUGCCCAACGAUGCUGACUCCCCCAAGUUCAAGACGACGGUGGGGAGUGUCAAGUGGGUCCCUGAGAACAGUGAGAUCGUGUGGUCCAUCAAGUCCUUCCCGGGGGGCAAGGAGUACCUGAUGCGGGCCCACUUCGGCCUGCCCAGCGUGGAAGCGGAGGACAAGGAGGGCAAGCCCCCGAUCAGCGUCAAGUUUGAGAUCCCCUACUUCACUACCUCUGGCAUCCAGGUGCGCUACCUGAAGAUCAUCGAGAAGAGCGGCUACCAGGCUCUGCCGUGGGUCCGCUACAUCACUCAGAACGGAGAUUACCAGCUCCGGACCCAGUGAGGGGCCGUGCAGCCAGCACCCCCCGGCCCCGGCGCUGGGGCUCCUGGCGGAAGCACCAGGAAGAAGCACCUGCCAAGCCUGCUGGAUGGAGGAGGGGCACCCCUGGCCACCGGCCACCCUCCCGGCUCCUCCCGGGGACCCCUCCUUUUCCAGGCACACCUGCUCUGCCGUUGCCACUCUUGUCUCUGGGUCCCUUCUCCCGGAAGAAGCUCAUCUUCGAGAAGUCUUGUCUCUCUGUCCCCUGAGUCAGUUUGAGGGGAAGGAAACGAAAUCUUUCCCUCUAGAGAUCAAACACAGCCUCUUCUGUGCUGGUUAGCUCCCAGGCACCACAAAGAGGGGGAAGUGCCCACCCGGCCACUGGCUGCACAUGGCUUCUGGC
Messenger RNA from Odobenus rosmarus divergens (Pacific walrus), 1853 nucleotides. RefSeq names its product adaptor-related protein complex 1, mu 1 subunit (gene AP1M1). The transcript is spliced from 12 exons. Gene Ontology annotation, molecular function: clathrin-cargo adaptor activity. The record is from RefSeq and is a predicted model, not a curated record. The coding region runs from base 203 to 1474 and encodes 423 amino acids. Gene Ontology annotation, biological process: vesicle-mediated transport; intracellular protein transport. NCBI's taxonomy places the organism in Eukaryota, Metazoa, Chordata, Mammalia, Carnivora, Odobenidae. Gene Ontology annotation, cellular component: clathrin adaptor complex; clathrin-coated vesicle.